AUCCGGUUUACCUUGCUCUGUGAGCGGCGCGGCCCACAAAGUACAGCAACGCGCGCGGGGAGUAGUUGGGACCCGUGAGCGUCAGUGUAUCCCAUCGUGAAGCAUGGAGGAAUUAGCCAGAGAGAGCAUCAGCCUGCUGGCAUCAGCCUCAGCUAAGCCCCCGCUGGACGUGGCCGCCGGGCCUCGGCUCGGCUCCAUGGGGGCUAUUUUCAUCAUGCUGAAAUCCGCUUUGGGCGCCGGGCUCCUCAACUUCCCCUGGGCCUUCGAGAGAGCCGGGGGCAUCCGCAGCGCAGUCACCGUGGAGCUGGUCUCUCUGGUCUUCCUGGUCAGUGGCCUGAUCAUCCUGGGCUACUCCUCAUCCAUCAGUGGCCAGUGCACCUACCAGGCGGUGGUGAAGGAGGUGUGUGGACCAGCCAUUGGUCAGCUGUGUGAGAUCUGCUUCGUCUUCAACCUUUUCAUGAUCUCUGUGGCCUUUCUGGUCAUAGUGGAUGACCAGCUGGAGAAGUUGUGCGGCUCCUUGUAUGAGCUGGUAACUGAUUUACCAGAGUCAGAGAUGCCGUACCACUUCUACACCGACCAGCGCUUUGCUCUAGUGCUGCUCUGUGUUCUCCUCAUCCUGCCGCUGUCCAUCCCCAAAGAGAUCAGCAUUCAGAAAUACAUCAGUGUUCUGGGUACCCUGGCUGCAACCUACCUGACUACAGCCAUCAUCAUCAAAUACCACACCAUGCCUACUGUUCUGGUUCACAUCACCCCUCUCUACAGCAGUGGGAUCAGCUCCUGGGCCUCCAUGUUCAGUGUCAUUCCGACCAUCUGUUUUGGUUUCCAAUGCCAUGAAGCGUCCAUCGCCAUCUACAGCAGCAUGGAGAACCAGCGGCUCUCUCAUUGGGUCUUUAUCUCUGUGGUUUCCAUGAUCUUCUGUCUUGUCAUUUACUCCCUCACAGGGGUUUAUGGGUACCUGACAUUUGGAAAGGAUGUGAAGGCGGAUAUUUUGAUGUCGUACACUGGUGAUGACAUUCUGAUGCUCAUCGCCAGACUGCUUUUUGGAGUAUCCAUCAUCACCAUCUAUCCCAUCAUCCUGCUGCUGGGCAGGUCAGUGAUCCAGGACCCCCUGCUGAGUUGGCGGCGGAGGCGUUAUGGUGUGGUGACAGUGGAGUUUGAAGGCCGCAGCCGCUAUGCUCUGACAGUCCUGUGGAUCACAGUGACGCUACUCAUCGCUGUGUUUGUACCAGACAUCAGCAAGGUCAUCAGUGUCAUUGGAGGGAUCAGUGCCUUUUUCAUCUUUAUCUUCCCAGGACUGUGUUUGAUGUUUGCCAUGCAGUCUGAGCCAGUGUCCUGUAAGACCAGAGUUGUCCUCACAGUUUGGGGAGUGGUAACCCUGAUCUGCGGAGCCUUCAUCUUUGGCCAGAGCACCACCAUUGCUGUCAUGCAGCUCCUCGGAAAGAUCUGACUCUUCCAUCUCCCUCGCUGAUCCAGGUACUUUCGUGGAGACAGAUCAGAACUUGUACUUCCCCUUUCCCCUCCCCGAGAGAGCCCAUGUUGAAUUAUUGCCAUCACUCUUAAAAAAAAAAAAACAAACAAAAAAAAAAAACAUGACCCCUGAACGAUCAAGAGGCCUCUCAAGACUUGCAACCAUAGCCUUUAAGAUAAUGGACUAAACUCUAUAAAACUACCCUUCCCUCCUUUAGUGUCACUAUAUGUUAGUUUCACUUGGGUUAACUGUUUAUUGUUGAACCCUCAUGACGAGGCCUGUGUGCCUCCUACCACGCUGAGAUGAUCUGAUUGAAAUCCUCAGGUAUUUCUGCACUUUGUUGUAUUGUAGUUGAACUUCUGUUGUCACGUGGGUUAGUAUCACCUGCCUGUAUUCAGUCUGUGGGUACGAUGAAGAGCUUUAGACUGAGAGAGAAACAUAAAAAUUGAUAGAACAUUGUGAACUAAUGUGAAAUUAAAACAUUAAGCAUAGUCCAGGAAAGCUCCUUUUUAGCAUUUUUUUUCAUCAUUUGCACAGGCUGCAUGUUACCACGGGAACGUGUGAUGAAGGAUGUCUGAUUGGGAAUAUUUACAGGACCUGGUUGUUUCCACUGCCAUACAAGACUGAAAUAAUAGGUUGCUUGAGGGUCCACACAAGGGGUAGGGAGAGAGGAUAUUUUCAUGUUUCUGUUUAUGUAUAUUUGGAUGAGUGUGUAAAUAAGUCAUGUUAUAUCUAUUUUGUAUGUUUAAAAAGAAGAGCAGCUUUCUGAUAUAAUGAUUAAUUAGUAAUGAUGUGAGUAGUUGAGUUAAUAGUGAAUACCGGGUCAACAAAAAGAUAACUGAGUGAAUAAAAUAAUUUUUAUAUGAAA
Messenger RNA from Lates calcarifer (barramundi perch), 2336 nucleotides. RefSeq names its product solute carrier family 38 member 8a (gene slc38a8a). The record is from RefSeq and is a predicted model, not a curated record. The transcript has 10 exons. Bases 104 to 1447 code for a protein of 447 amino acids. Gene Ontology annotation, molecular function: amino acid transmembrane transporter activity. Gene Ontology annotation, biological process: amino acid transmembrane transport. NCBI's taxonomy places the organism in Eukaryota, Metazoa, Chordata, Actinopteri, Centropomidae.